UCAGUCUUCGGGUGGCGCUGGCCAUUGGCGGACAGAAUGGGGGCGGGGCCUGAGGUCGUCGCCGGCACUGCCUGUGGAUAAGGCCCCCACCUACUUCAAAAUGACGCUGGACGUGGGGCCGGAGGACGAGCUGCCCGACUGGGCUGCGGCCAAGGAGUUUUACCAGAAGUACGACCCUAAGGACGUCAUUGGCAGAGGAGUGAGCUCUGUAGUCCGCCGUUGCGUUCAUCGAGUUACUGGCCGUGAGUUUGCGGUGAAGAUCAUGGAGGUGACAGCUGAGCAGCUGAGUCCUGAGCAGCUGGAGGAGGUGCGAGAAGCCACGCGGCGAGAGACACACAUCCUUCGCCAGGUCGCCGGCCACCCCCACAUCAUCACUCUCAUCGAUUCCUACGAGUCUUCUAGCUUCAUGUUCCUGGUGUUUGACCUGAUGCGGAAGGGAGAGCUGUUUGACUAUCUCACAGAGAAGGUGGCCCUCUCAGAAAAGGAAACCAGGUCCAUCAUGAGGUCUCUGCUGGAAGCAGUGAGCUUUCUCCACGCCAACAACAUUGUACACCGAGACCUGAAGCCUGAGAAUAUUCUCCUAGAUGACAAUAUGCAGAUCCGACUUUCAGAUUUUGGGUUCUCCUGCCACUUGGAACCUCACGAGAAGCUUCGAGAGUUGUGUGGGACUCCAGGGUAUCUAGCACCAGAGAUCCUUAAGUGCUCCAUGGAUGAAACCCACCCAGGCUACGGCAAGGAGGUCGAUCUCUGGGCCUGUGGGGUGAUCUUGUUCACACUCCUGGCUGGCUCGCCACCAUUCUGGCACCGACGCCAGAUCCUGAUGUUACGCAUGAUUAUGGAGGGCCAGUACCAGUUUAGUUCACCUGAGUGGGAUGACCGUUCUGACACUGUGAAAGACCUGAUCUCGAGGCUGCUGCAGGUGGAUCCUGAGGAACGCCUGACAGCUGAGCAAGCCCUACAGCACCCAUUCUUUGAGCGCUGUGAAGGCAGCCAACCCUGGAACCUCACCCCCCGCCAGCGGUUCCGGGUGGCAGUGUGGACAGUGCUGGCUGCUGGACGGGUGGCCUUAAGCAUCCACCGUGUACGGCCGCUGACCAAGAGUGCACUGUUGAGGGACCCUUAUGCGCUGCGGCCAGUGCGGCGCCUCAUUGACAGCUGUGCCUUCCGGCUCUAUGGACACUGGGUGAAGAAGGGUGAGCAGCAGAACCGGGCAGCCCUCUUCCAGCACCGGCCCCCAGGGCCUUUUCCCAUGAUGGGCCCUGAAGAGGAGGGGGACUCAGCUACUAUCACUGAAGACGAGGCCAUGCUGGUGCUGGGCUAGUACUUCAGCCCUGAGGAAUCCCAGGAAGCAGAACUCUCCAGGAGGAGGAUUUUUAUCAUUCCAGCCCCUCUGGGCUCUGGUCUCAGGCCCCCAUGCCUGGCCAGGCCUGCCACUGAUCAAAGUAUCAGAGACCAGCCCUGUACACCUACCCACACUGGCCAAGGCUUUGAGAUCAGAGCUGAGGUGGAAGAGAGCCACCCAGAGUGCCAUGCCUGGCCUUAUCCAUGCUGCCUGUGCCACGUAUGCAAUAAAAUCUGCUACACGUCA
Messenger RNA from Mesoplodon densirostris (Blainville's beaked whale), 1588 nucleotides. It is a transcript of the gene PHKG2, whose product is annotated as phosphorylase kinase catalytic subunit gamma 2. The record is from RefSeq and is a predicted model, not a curated record. NCBI's taxonomy places the organism in Eukaryota, Metazoa, Chordata, Mammalia, Artiodactyla, Ziphiidae. Gene Ontology annotation, biological process: protein phosphorylation; glycogen biosynthetic process. Gene Ontology annotation, cellular component: phosphorylase kinase complex. The coding region runs from base 101 to 1321 and encodes 406 amino acids. The transcript has 10 exons. Gene Ontology annotation, molecular function: calmodulin binding; phosphorylase kinase activity; ATP binding.